Messenger RNA from Xiphophorus maculatus (southern platyfish), 1192 nucleotides. RefSeq lists its product as uncharacterized. The record is from RefSeq and is a predicted model, not a curated record. Bases 139 to 795 code for a protein of 218 amino acids. The transcript has 6 exons. Lineage: Eukaryota; Metazoa; Chordata; Actinopteri; Cyprinodontiformes; Poeciliidae.
AGUGGUGUGUUCGCUGUCAGGAAGAGAAGUGGGUUUCCUCUGUUUGGAUGAGCAGCAUCAAGCCGGACUCUUCACAUCUACAGGCGAGAGUUCAGUUGGAGGGCCAAGCUUUAUAUUUCUCACCUGAGUUCAUCUAAAAUGGAAGAUGUCUCUAAGCCUCCGUCACCUUCAGCUGCAGAGGCUCAGUAUGACCAAGAACCGAUGCCAGACCAGAAUCCAAAGAGUCUUGGAGAUGAUCAGGACCAGAAAUGUUGGCUGGUAAAUCCAGAGGAAGAUAAUAUUUGUGACAAAGUGCUUGAAGAGCAUGAUCCUCAUCUGGAUCAUGAACCAGAGGUCCAGACAGAAGACAGAUGUCCAACACAGACUUAUGAAGAAAACUCAUCAGGACAGUCAGAGUUCAGUCCAGUUGCAGAGGAGAAGAUCCAGGACUGCAUGGACGAAGCCAUUGGUGUGUAUCAGAACCGAUCAGGACCGGACCUGACGGCUGCUCCGACCAAUCAGGAUGAAGCUGGGGAGUCAGGUGGCGGUGUGUUGGCGCUGGUGGUCACUGAGGCGGAUCAGGCUUGUCGAUCAGCAGCAGUUCCUCAGAGAGCAGCAAGGCCUCCGGACCUGGUGAUCCCUGCAGCCAUUAGUGUGAGCAAUCUGAUCUCUGGCGGCGAUGGAGGAGACGCAAACUUCUGUGACCUCCCGUCUCCAAGGAGCGAUUCCUGCUCUGUGACCAGCGAGCUGAACAUCUCCAGGAGGAGUGAAGAGGACGAUACGAGGAGUGUCACUGCUUCGUCUGUCAUGGGGUGAACCCUGCAGUGUAAAUGUUUGCUGAGCAUCGUUUAGCCGCCGGCUUCCAAACAAGCUGCCCCCAAACCGUUCCCAUGACGAUACCCCGUAAUCACCGGCGUCUGGGACGCAGGCCGGCUGCUCAUUGGCUGCGACAGCCUCCCACUGCUGUCAGACUGGAACCAGCAGGGUAACUGGAAAUGAGCGGAGGUCGGCUCUGGAACCUGCUGCUGUUCAGUCAGAGAGCCGACUGCUUCUGUUACCUCACUGCAAAAACACAAAGUAUUACCAAGUAUUUUCAUAUAGCUUAUACUGCAAUAUUCCUUAGUUUUGUCUUAUUUCAAGUAUACUACCUUACUUCCAGCAAGAAUAGGAGCUCUUUAAGUCAAUAAUUCAUUAAUACUGAUGAAAAGGUAUU